AUGCCGCAUCUCGAAGAUCUCCGCGUGGCUAUCUCUGUAUUACAGAAAAACUACUGGCCGUUCAUAGCCAGCUUGCUAGAAAACACCAACAGCCCAAUAAUCAACUUCAUCAACAUUAACCACCUCACCUUCCCCACCUCUUUCGGCGACGUUCGACAACGGAUCAGGGCUAAUUUCACACGAUUCCACACCGAAUACAUUGUUAUUGCCACAUUCGGUCUUCUCACUGAGUACUGGCUCAUGGCUGCUGCUGCGACUCUCAUUUACAAGCUGGACGCUACGCUUAGCCGCAUUCGUCAUUGGGUUCCUCCUCGGCAGUCCGGCGCUAGCGAAAAUGUGGCAUACUCGCUCAAUAUUCUGCGGUACAUCGCUCUUCCGACAAGCCUGUGGUGUAUUUGGUCAUUGCAUAGCAUUAUUACUGCUAUAAUGAAGUACUUAGUCUUGUUUAUGUUUCAUGCGACAAUGCUGGAUUCGACAGCAAAGGCAGUAGAGAAAUAG
Colletotrichum truncatum is the source of this 498-nucleotide messenger RNA. RefSeq lists its product as uncharacterized. The record is from RefSeq and is a predicted model, not a curated record. NCBI's taxonomy places the organism in Eukaryota, Fungi, Ascomycota, Sordariomycetes, Glomerellales, Glomerellaceae.